Messenger RNA from Neoarius graeffei (lesser salmon catfish), 2100 nucleotides. RefSeq names its product tumor necrosis factor receptor superfamily member 14. The transcript has 9 exons. Gene Ontology annotation, molecular function: protein binding. Bases 558 to 1613 code for a protein of 351 amino acids. The record is from RefSeq and is a predicted model, not a curated record. Lineage: Eukaryota; Metazoa; Chordata; Actinopteri; Siluriformes; Ariidae.
UGGAAAAAGUAGUUGUGUGUGUGUGUUUGAGUACAGAUGAGCUAAAUCUGACCUUUUCUAUCACAAACUAUUUGAUGUUUAAGUGGAAAUAGAGCAGAUGACUGGAGAGAGUGUGUAACGUACAAGUGAACAAUGUUCACGUGAACCCAGUGUUUUGGCAAGGAGAUGUUUUUGAGAGACAUUUGUGUGAGCUUUGUGUGUAUGAACUUGUAUAUGUCAUGUGUGCAUAUAUGUAUAUGAUGUUCACGCUGUAUAAUAUAAUAGGCCACAUGAUGCUUACAAGGCUUGCAUAUUUUCUACAUCACAUACAUAUGAAAAAGAUCAAAUUUCAAUAUAUGAUGAUGUAAUUUGAAUAUUUUUGGAGUGUGUCUCUGUAUGUUUUCACUGGAGUAGAGCUUUAGUUUGAAAAAAAAAACUAGAGAAAAGGGAGGAGAAUGACAGGAAGACAGCAGAGGAGGAAACGAUGAGCUAAGGGAAGGGAAGGGCAAGACUCACAAAGACAAGAGGAACAAGUGAAAACAAUAUUUGGAGGAGGUUGGGACAGCACUGAGUGCAAGAUGUCAGUGAAGGUGCUACAUGUUGUGAUUUUCAUUCUAAUGAGUGGUCCGAUCUCCAGCCUUCCUCUGGAAACUGAAACUCGACGUCGCAGGUCAGCAGAUGUUUGCACAGACUGUCCUGCAGGAACGUUCAUGUCACAAUGUAACAAAUGUGAAACAUGUCCUAAUGAAACCUUCACCAACAAGCCCAACAAAGAACGCAGUUGCCUUGACUGCUUUAAGGACUGUCUAACAGAGUUGCACUUGCAGGUGGUGAGUCCAUGCAGCACGGUGGCUGAUGUGGUUUGUGAAUGUAUGAAAGGGUAUGUUUGCAAUAAGACAGAUAGGUACACAGGGCAGUGUGUCAGGUGUACACGUCAACCACCUUCACAGACUUAUUGCACCACCAUCGCACAGACUCCCUCUUAUGCUCCAGAGCAGACCACCUCGCCCCCUCCACCAUGGACCACCCACACAUCCGUUUCCCCUCAACCAUUCGAGGGGAAUCUGGGUCUCCCUUCUGUCUUUAUAACAGAUUCACAGAUGCAGCUACUCAUUGUAGUUUUCGCUCUGUGUAUUUUCUGUGGCAUCAUCACAUGCUGUUGCUGCAAACAAAGAAAAAUAGACUGCUUAAAAAAGCGUUUAAAGCAAUGUUCAGUACGACAGCAAAAGGAGGUCAAUAAAGCCAUAUCUUCUGAAAUAAACAAGCCGAUCCCACAGCUCUGUGCUCAGGACACACACAUACAAACACCUAGCACUGCUAACGCAGACUGUCCCACUCCUGAGCCAGGCAGCAGAGAGCAACCUCUACCCGCUUCUGGAAAUCUAGGUCCUCUCCACAUAUAUGGUGCAGGUACAGUGUUUGUCAGUUUGCUGAACCAGUUUGGACUGAACAGAGGAGACAAGGAUGAAGACGAUCUCCGACAGCAGCCUUUAAACAGUAGCGAGAUGCAUAGUCCUCCCUCUCCUACGAUCCCUCUGUCCAAGGAGGAAAGGAACCGGGACACCAGUUUAAUCUCUUACCCCUCUCAGGAACAAGGGAAGGAGUGUCACAUGUCAAAAGAAGAAGGAUUGUGAUGGAUAUAACCUUAGUCCUUUUUGGAUUAAAUGUGAUUAUUAUUUAUGAUGCCUUAUAACUUUGGUCUUGGGCUUUGGUUUGUCUGAAGCCUGAGUCUUCUUCCUGGUUGAGAUGUGAUCAUCUUUGAGGUAAAACAAACAAACAACUUAUAUCAUCCAACCCUAACCUGGAUAUCUUGGCCUGGACCCUGUGAAAAGGCAGAUGUAUGUGUUUGACUAUGAAAGCAUGCUUACAUGUGUGAGCAUGUGUGGUGGGACACUGUUCAUCAGUGACGAUUAAUGGAAAGCUCCAAAAGGGUUGGAUAAAAACAUCCAGAUGCAAUGCAUGUAUACGUAAUAUCAGACAGCUGUUAAGUAUUUCAGCUUUUUAGAAUUAUAUAGAUUUAGUGACUGCAUUCAACAUUAGGAAAAAUUUGCACAUUUGUUUUUUGUAAGUUAUUGUAAAUCUUAUUUUUUUUCUGUGUAUCACUGUAAAUCUAUAUAAUUA